GUGUGAGAGAGAGAGAGCAAUCUUCCACCAUUGCAAUUUACCGUGACAGGUAUACCACACGACAGUGUCACAGCAAUGAAUGAUCCGUACAGCCCGCCUACGGGCGGGAAUCCCGUGGAUGGGCUUGCCGUAUUCCAUUUUCCCACCACCCUCAACGAGGUCGCUACGCCGUUGCAGCCCCACAGUCCGCCAGCGGAAGAUUGUCCGAGCAUCGGACCGGAUGUCUUCCAACUCUUAGGCUCAUCUUCCGCGAUGACGGUAGGGGACGAUGACGCCGUUUGUGCUACCUCCCCCAAGGUCGCCCCUCCUUCCGCAGUUCCCAGCCCCCAAGCAACCACGCCUUUGACUCCGGACCCGGUCGUUACGGCAAUGCCGGAUACACCGUUGGAAGAAGUCGUGCCAUUGACCGAGGCCGCGCUAGGCUGUCCCCGCUCGCGCGGCAGUCUGGUAAUCCAGUGGCCUCCCAUCACGGACGACGAGCCCUCCAACACUGAUACCGAGUCAUCCCCCCUCGAACGUUCACUGUCACCCAGUCUCGUCGCCGCGGUACAGAGCGCACGCCAACGGGACGAACGUCCCAUCACGUUACCGGCCCAGCGUGGGAAGGAAGUCAUCCAGAAAAGCACCAAGGAAACUUCCUCGACCCAAACUCGGUCCGUGGAAGGAGGCCCCGGUACCAACGGUAACAGAAAGUGUUCUCCGAGUCCGUCCAGCAAGACCUGUGAUCCGUCUCCCGACCCGUCCGUCGUCCCGCCAGAAUCAGCACCCGAGUCGGCGACAAAGGUUGCAGCGGAAGAAGAUGACGCAAAAAUUAUCACCACCGUACCCAACCUUCAGGAUCGUAUUAGCAUCUACGGUGGCCGCAAAUCCAAGAAGAUUCCCGCUGCCGUCUAUAGGCCCCCGCCCAAAAUUGAUAUAUACGCAACUCAGGUUCGUCCACAUCCGAGAGAUCGGCCGCCUUCGGAACAACAUGACAAGGAAGCAAAGAAGUCACAAUUGAUCGACUCGUUUCCGGUGGCCGCAAAGGACAGUGUCAGGGAUCGCCUCGGUUUGAAACCAGAUGCUGCCGUGCCGAGCAGUGUACAGAACAAGGCAACGCCAUCCCAAACCCAGACCAGUAGUCUCGCGGAUAAAUUCUUGUCCCAAAUUCAAGGGUCGCAGCCGUCCACCAGGGAUUCCGCCUUUGUUUCCGUUGCUCCCAAGGUUGCACCGCCCACUACGUCGGACAAGGAAAAAUUACCAGUACUGGAUAUUGUGACAACAAGCAAAUUCAAAGGCGGUGGUGACGACGACACGUCGAUUGGAAUGUCGUCCGUCUCCGGCGACGAGUUCGGAAAAGUAGCUCAGGUAGCCUUUCCAUCCCAGCGUACUGGCAGACGAAACUUUGCUGGUAAUGAAAUCCAACAGCCAACCCGUAACCGUGUGGCGGCUUACCAUAGCACCUUUCAGACGGCAAGCCAAACUCAUAACAACGCUACGCCUUUGCCGGAUGUGGCCAUGGCCAAGCUCGUGGACGAAAUGGUAGUGCAACGGGUCGGCGAGCUGAAGCGACAAUGGGAAGCUGAUCACCGACGCCAGUGGCAGGCGUUGGAAGACAAGUGGAACCGAUCGUACGAAGAUUUGCAUGCCAAGAUCGUUGAUACAAACCGCCGCCUGGACAAACUCGUGUAGUCGGAAAGGCCUGUUCCUUUCGCAUCCCAUUAAGUGUACUAAUUUCGUUUCUAAUCGAACUAUAUGUAG
This is a messenger RNA of Phaeodactylum tricornutum CCAP 1055/1, 1740 nucleotides long. RefSeq lists its product with no specific name. NCBI's taxonomy places the organism in Eukaryota, Bacillariophyta, Bacillariophyceae, Surirellales, Neidiaceae. The transcript has a single exon. The record is from RefSeq and is a predicted model, not a curated record. Bases 76 to 1671 code for a protein of 531 amino acids.